This is a messenger RNA of Oikopleura dioica, 747 nucleotides long. The record is from the annotation of a GenBank genome assembly. Lineage: Eukaryota; Metazoa; Chordata; Appendicularia; Copelata; Oikopleuridae.
AUGACCCGAAACUUCUUUGUCGGUGGCAACUGGAAGAUGAAUGGCUCCAAAGCCACCAUCGAUACCAUAACCGACGGGCUCAAUGCUACCAAGGUUCCUGAAGGCGUCCAAGUCGUCUGUGGAGCACCAGAUGUCUACCUCACCUAUGCCCAGUCGAAAAUCACCAACGCCAGCGUUCAGGUUGCUGCUCAGAACUGCUACAAAGAAGCCAAGGGUGCUUUCACCGGAGAGACUUCUGCUGAUUUCUUGAAGGAUUUGGGAGUCAACUGGGUCAUCCUCGGCCACUCCGAGCGACGACAUGUCUUCGGCGAGUCCGACGAACUCAUUGGCGAGAAGUGUAAGAAAGCCCUCGCCACUGGACUCAACAUCAUUCCAUGCAUCGGAGAACAGCUUGAAGAACGAGAAGCUGGCAAGACCGAAGAAGUCGUUUUCAACCAGAUGAAGUUCAUCAAGGACAACGUCGAUGACUGGAGCAAGGUCGUUAUCGCUUACGAGCCAGUCUGGGCUAUCGGAACCGGCAAGGUCGCUACUCCCGAGCAGGCGCAAGACAUCCACGAGAAGCUCCGAGCCUGGCUCAAGGCUGAAGUAUCCCAGGAAGUCGCUGAUUCCGUUCGAAUCCUCUACGGUGGUUCCGUCAACGGCAAGAACUGCAAAGAACUCGCGGCCAAGCCCGACAUCGAUGGAUUCCUCGUUGGCGGUGCUUCCCUCAAGCCCGAAUUCUCCGAUAUCAUCCGAGCCCGGGAAUAA